GAAGUGGUUACAGUCGAAACACUUGUUUGGGAAUUAUCUUUUCUACUGAGCGGCAUUUUUGUUGUUUAUCAAUAUGUAGCAUUGAAUGUUUGUGCUCAAUUCGUACAUAUAGCUCUGGAAAUAUCAUUUGUUGCUCUUCCGCUCAUCAAUUCCUUCAUUCAUCCGCUGCUCAUCGUUUGGAAUGUACUGCCUCUUCGUGAUGCUGCCGUUCGGUUGUUCCCGUCCUUGGUUUCGAUUGUACCGGAGUACGCAUUUGUGCCGCCUCCUCCCGGUAUCACGCAUGUGACAUCCAAUGCCGCCACCACCGAUAUUUGCAUGAGAAACGGUUUACAAAAACCACGUGUCCUUACAACUGCUCAGGAGGAAGCAACACAAAAUCGCAUAUUGUCGCAGCCUUCUUCAUCAAUGAAGCCAAUCAAAGUGUGA
Messenger RNA from Gongylonema pulchrum, 426 nucleotides. The record is from the annotation of a GenBank genome assembly. Lineage: Eukaryota; Metazoa; Nematoda; Chromadorea; Rhabditida; Gongylonematidae.